Molecule: messenger RNA, 4639 nt
Organism: Armigeres subalbatus
Lineage: Eukaryota; Metazoa; Arthropoda; Insecta; Diptera; Culicidae
Gene: Kpc1
Product: E3 ubiquitin-protein ligase RNF123
Exons: 11
Coding region: 256-4401 (1381 amino acids)
Cellular component (GO): cytoplasm
Molecular function (GO): ubiquitin-protein transferase activity; protein binding
Source: RefSeq, a predicted model, not a curated record
GCUCAAUUCGUAAACAAACUGGUGUUGUGGAUAACGGUAAACUACCGUACGCGCAGCACGCAGGUGCCGUACUUCUCCAACCCCUCCCGCAUUCAUCGCGUCUCGACCGGAGUAGUACUCUUUUCAACAUUUUCAUUCAUUAACAUCUGUGACCUCUUGUCGUGUGUUUGUGUCAAGACCUGGCAAUCAAAAGUUGUCAAAUUUUAUAUUAAAUUGGUGAAAAUGUAAUUGGUGUGACUAAGUUUCGACGGCACGAUGGACUUUGCGGGUGUACUGUCCAGCGUUUUUGGUGGGGAGUGUCCGAUAACGGCGACGGACUUUGACGACAAUGUCGAUUCCUCUUCUUUGUUGUCGGGGUAUCUGACGGACAUCGAAUCCUGGCUGGCGGAAAAGCUGCAGAAUCAUACUUUUCCGGAUGAUGGCGGUGAUUUGGCGGACGGGACUGUUACAGGGCGGCUUGGUCCGAAGCGGACCGUAUUCGAUGCUACAGAGGAUGGUUCAAUUCUGGUGUCUAAGGACAAAUUAACAUUGCAGUCGCAAAAUGCUUUCUCUACGGUGAAGGCCAACUGCUGUGUGUACUCUGGAAGAUGGAUGUACGAGGUUCAACUUCGGUCUAAAGGUGUGAUGCAAAUUGGAUGGUGCUCUGCACACUGUAAGUUCACCCAAGACACAGGAGUUGGUGACACUCGAUACAGCUACGGUCUAGAUGGCAGCAAACAACGGAUAUGGCAUGUUUGCACGCAGAAAUAUGGACCAUUUUGGAGAUCCGGUGACGUGUUUGGUAUCUGUUUGGAUAUGGACGAAGGGCGAAUAGAAUACUACCGUAAUGGUGGUGCGCUAGGAGAAGCUUUCAAGGAUAUUGAAAGAGGACCAGGGUUGGCGUUGUAUCCCGCAGUGUCCCUAGCAUUCAAUGAUAGCCUCACUGCCAAUUUUGGUGGCUCCCCAUUGAAAUAUCCUGUCGAAGGUUAUCGGUGCUUGCAAGAGGCCCCAAGUGUCCUUUUGUACCAGGCAGAAUGCCUUCUCAAGUAUAUUGUAAAUCUCGCUGGAGGGAUUUCACGACACACUCGGAAUGAUCAGGAUUCGCCAGCUUCUAAUAGUGCUUGCUUAUCAGUUGAAUCCUUAUACAUGUUGAUUGCCUCGAUGUUGAUCGAACGAAUUGCCCCUUUACUGGGCAAUUCUUAUGUAGUUGAAGACAAGGUGUUCAAAUAUAUGAAAAGUAUGUGCGUACUAAGAAGCAACACCAAAAACGAAUCUCCCAUCCAGCCAGGUUCUCCAGAAAGUACAUUGGGUACAUUUCUCACACUAUUGUGGACUUAUUUAGAACUGGAGGAAAUCAAACUUUUCUUGAAAAAAUUGCUCAACUUUCUUGCCAACACUUACAAGGAAACACCAGUAGAUCUAGAAUAUGAAAAACAACGAAAAAUCAUCGUUAUUUUGACGUGCAUUUGCCAGCAUCCACAAACCAGAAAGUAUCUUCUAGAAUUUAAGUUCUUCAAGAAAAACUGCCUACCUCUGUUCCUGUACACGAAGCCACCCGAUGAAUCGACACUAGAGCAACUCCUUCCGGAUGAUGCCAUCUGGACGGAGGGUUUGGGAGGAUCGAAACAGGCCUACCUGACCGCAUGCGAAAAGCUCAAAGCGCACACCGGCGUGCUUUACACGCUGCAGAAAAAUCUGAUACACAUUUUGCUCAACAACCGUGACGGAGAGGACGGCAGCACGCCUGCGAGCCGGAAGAUUUUUAUGGCGAAGUUGCGGAAGUUUGUAAUGGAUAAUAAUGCCGAGAUGAGGGGUCUUUAUUCAUCUUCGACGCAACCUGCUAUUGGUCUCUCAUUUCUUUGCACGUUGCUUGAUGUCGCUCGUACCCUCUGGGAUGAAGAGGUGUCAUCGUCCAUCGUCUCAUCGUCCACAUCAUCUCUGCAUCCCUUCAUUGACUAUCGAUAUUUUUACGAUGGUACUUUCCGGUAUACAAACAUAGACCGCAUCGGAGGUGUUUUGUCCUAUCUCAAAAAACACUUUCGACAGCAGCUGAUUGAAAGACUUGGCGAAGACCACUCCAGUUUGGCGGCGGUCGAUCAGCAGUCCGAUUUAAGGAAUGAGAUAGCCGCCUUCAAUGCAUUUUUGGAUUCCGCAAUUUUCCUCGUAUCCGGAGGGCCCAACACUACAUAUUCACUUAUAUCAAGAGCUGCCUCCAACACCGCCUCUGAGGUGCAACACCAGACAGGGGAGCCGUCCCUUGGAUCGAGCCGCCCGGGCGGCACCAAUGGACCAAUAAACGCCGGCCAUAUGGAUGAAGCACAGUCGAUUUGCGAGCUGUUGGACUGUGCAGUGAUCUUCUACUAUUCGGUAGCGCACAAGUAUGUCGUCAUGAUUGCCGAUUUGCGAGACAACAUUUGCCAUUUGUCGGACAUCCUGCUGGAAACGAAAACCAACUGCGACGAUGUGGUGCACAAUCUUGAGGAACUGAAGCGCACGAGUGCGGUUGGAUUCAGCAAAGCUCACGAAGAGCUAAUGGAGGAGCUGGGCGCACGCUUUGGGCAGCGGAACAGUAUAUUCGCGAAAAGAUCCAUGGAACUAGCCCGAAAACAAGCAUGGUACCGUUCGGUGGCACUGGGAACGCAUCGCAGGUCGUUGCUCUGCUGGCUUAUGGGCAUCGUGUUCGAAACGUUACGACAAUUCAGCGAAGAAGACGUUCUAUUCUCUUUCCUUCCGGAAACCUACAUCAACGUUAUUCCCGUACUACUGGACACCAUUUUGGAUUUCAGCUACCAUGACACCGGCAUCCAACAUGAUCUAUCGGCCGACAGUCUGCUAAUCAAUUCGGCGGCUGACUUUUUAGCGUUGCAUCUCGCAGAUUCGCGAGUGAUUCUUGCUUCAUGUAAGGACGCGUUGAUCCAGGCAUUGGGAUCGCUCACUUGUCAUCAGGCGGGAAUUCGUGCUUUGGAGCAAGCCUCUCCCAAGAGCCAGCAAGCCUUUGUGCGAGCACUGCUGCGACCCUACGAGAAUCGAGCCUGGGGUCAAAGUAACUGGCUUCUACUAAGAUUCUGGUUGGGAGAUGGGUUUGGAUACAGAGAAUCUCGUCCACCAUGUGUGUGGCAAGCAGGCCAACAUGUAGAACGAUCACUAGGACUGUAUCGAAGUAGAGCGAAGAAUGGGUCCCACACCGGGUUGCUACAUCUGAUUGCACCUGCUUGUCCUUCAAGACACUUUCAAAAGAUGAUCAGCGAUAUUCUCAGCAAUGAUGAACCCUAUUGCACAACGUUCCUGAACUCAGUACUAUCCCAGCUGAAUUGGGCCUUCUCGGAGUUUAUUCACAUUCUGCAAGAUAUUCAAAAUGUGUCACAACGUGAUGAACAACAAGUGAUCGAAACGAAGCAACUGAAAAUUUGUUCGAUGUGCUUUGAGCUGACCGUUUCGUUAAUGCGUGCCCUCGAGAUGAUACUGACCAUAACGCCGGGGUUGCUGCAUGAUGCAUCGAGAGCUAAUAGCGAGAUUAUUUUGGGAAGGAUUUGUCAACUCGCAAUCCAAGUGUUAUCUCGAGUGACUAUUCCUCCCGGGUGUUUCCAACACGUGAUGGACCUUUGCCUGCCAGAUUUGAGCAAUGUGACCCAUUUUUCCAUUAUCAGCGCCGCGAUCGGUAUUCUCCUGGCGUUGAUGAAGAACGAACUGUUGGAUGAUGAUAAUAGCAAUGGUACCAGCGCUAGUAGCAUUGAAACAAGUAGCGGAAACAGUACUUCUGAUUUUAAUGCCACGAAGAUUCCUCGCAUAUCAAAGCACUUACUAACGGAUACCAGUUUCCACAUCACUAGUUUGGAGUUUGCCUUGGGGGAGAUUAAAACUCCGAUAGCGGCCUCUAGUCAACAAGCUCCCAGGGGCAAUUUCGAUCCGAAAAUGAGGGCUCACAUCGACCCGCUCACGAAUGAGGUUAGGGUGCCAUCGCCUUUUCGGGCAAUGAUCGGUGUAAAAGAGAUCGUUCCGGAUCCACCGAUAAUCAAGUUUAACAUGGCUGAUUAUCCGAGUCAUGUUACUAAAGAAGAAUUGAACAAGGUUCGUCGACUGAUAGAAAUCCUUCAAUUGCGCCAAACUCUCCUAUCGGAAAUUACUGUUUUGUCGGAGGAUUCACUAUGUCCCAUCUGCUAUGCCAAGCAAAACUCGGCCGUUUUUGAUCCCUGUCAGCAUCAGUCUUGCGAGAAUUGUAUAAUCCAACAUUUAAUGAACAACAAACAGUGUUUCUACUGCAAGCUGGCAAUUUCGAAGGUAGUGCGUAUAGAUGGAGCGGUAAUUUACGAGAGCAGCCUCCCAUUAAAAGUUUUAUCGACGACUAGCGGCUCAUCGCAGACGGAUGAUGUUUCGCAAGCAGUAGACGAAGGCGAUGGACCUAGUGGAAGCCCUCGGCUGUAAAAUAUUACAUAAUCCCAAUUAUUGCCAGUUUUAGCUAAGACACGCUUUUGCUCCAUCAUGACAAAAAUUUAAAUAAUCAAAGAUGUUUUGAAGAGUAUUCGCUUUCUGAAAAAUCUAGUCAUAAACCUCAAGUAGCUACUGCAGAAGGUCCAUCAUUAGUAUUCAAUUCCUAUCCCAUCUUAUUCAUAGUUAGUGAUAUUAUUGUAAAUUUUAUUCGAAAGACAUUUUUACACAUUAU